This is a messenger RNA of Neurospora hispaniola, 729 nucleotides long. RefSeq lists its product as uncharacterized. Gene Ontology annotation, cellular component: cytoplasm. The transcript has a single exon. Lineage: Eukaryota; Fungi; Ascomycota; Sordariomycetes; Sordariales; Sordariaceae. Bases 1 to 729 code for a protein of 242 amino acids. Gene Ontology annotation, biological process: import into nucleus. The record is from RefSeq and is a predicted model, not a curated record.
AUGUCGACCUCCACCCCCACUUCCACCGCCAUAAUCGGCUCAACCGGCCUCGUCGGCUCCCACAUACUCUCAACCCUUCUCACCUCACCCACCACCUCCUCCCAAGUCCAAACCAUCUCCCGCCGCGCGCCCGCCAACCCAACCAACUCCUCUCGCCUUUCUCCCACCGUCAACGCCGAUACCUCAACAUGGCCUACCCUCCUCUCCUCCCUGGUUCCCUUGCCGACAACCGUCAUCUCCUCUCUGGGAACCACUCGCGUCGCGGCAGGUGGCAUCGCCAACCAGUGGAAGAUUGACCACGACCUCAACGUGGACCUAGCCAAAGCCGCCAAACAAGCGGGUGUCAAGAACUUUGUCUUUAUCUCGUCCGCGGGGACUAGGGGCGCUUUGAGCACCAAGGUGCCUUAUUCGCAGAUGAAGCGCGGGGUGGAGGAUACGAUUCAGUCUCUGGAUUUCGAGCACGGCAUCAUCCUCAGGCCGGGCUUGAUCCUAGGAGAGAGGGAGAAGGCGCAGCAUGCGGGUCAGGGAUUGUUGUAUGGGCUGGUAAGGGGAUUGGGGAGGUGGGUUAGCUUGGGCGUGCAGGAUCGGUUUGCGCAGGAGGCGGAGGUGAUUGCGAGGGCGGCGGUCAAGGCGGCGAAAAUGGCGGAGGAGGGGAAGGCGCCGGGGAAGUGGUGGGUGUUGGAACAGGAUGAGAUUGUCAAGUUGGGGAGGGAUGAAUGGAAGGAGUAA